This is a messenger RNA of Brassica rapa (field mustard), 1635 nucleotides long. RefSeq names its product probable transcription factor PosF21. Gene Ontology annotation, molecular function: DNA-binding transcription factor activity. Gene Ontology annotation, biological process: regulation of DNA-templated transcription. Lineage: Eukaryota; Viridiplantae; Streptophyta; Magnoliopsida; Brassicales; Brassicaceae. The record is from RefSeq and is a predicted model, not a curated record. Gene Ontology annotation, cellular component: nucleus.
GACACAUCUCUCUAUCUACUACACAUGACAUGAUCUCUUGUAAGAAUCGCAUUAUUCCCUCUUCUUCUUCAUCUCACAGAUCUCUUCCUCUGAUACUCAAUUUUCCCCUCUCUCUCUCACAAGUCACAACCUUUGGCCUCAAAACCCUAAAACUUUCUGUUUCUGGAGGCUGCUUCACCUGAUUAGAUCUGUUUUUCGUAAGUGGGUCUUCCAAAGUCUUCUCCUUUUGAUCUACUCUCAGUUCUAUAAAAUGGAAAGAGAGAAAUCUCCAGCACCUAGUGGAGGCCUCCCACCUCCAUCUCCCACUCCCAUCAAUCACUCCUCAGAUGCUAACCGGUUAAGCCACGAUAUGAGCCGUAUGCUCGAACACCCUCCUAAGAAGAUUGGCCACCGUCGAGCUCACUCCGAGAUCCUAACUCUCCCUGAUGAUCUGAGCUUUGAUAGUGACCUCGGCGUGGUUGGUGCUAACGCUGCUGAUGGAGCUUCUUUCUCUGAUGACACUGAAGAAGACUUGCUCUCUAUGUAUCUCGAUAUGGAUAAGUUCAAUUCUUCUACUGCUACUUCCUCGGCCGCCGCUCAAGUGGGUGAGCUGUCUUGGAGAAAUGAGUCUGUGGGGAUGCAUACAGGGUUGACUUCUAAUCCUCCUCGAGUCAGGCACCAGCACAGUCACUCUAUGGAUGGGUCGUUGAACAUCAGUGAGAUGCUUGUGUCGGGAGAGGGUGAUGAUUCUGUGGUUGAUGCUAAGAAGUCCAUGUCUGCUGCUAAACUCGCUGAGCUUGCUCUCAUCGAUCCUAAACGUGCUAAGAGGAUAUGGGCAAAUAGGCAGUCCGCGGCGAGGUCGAAAGAAAGGAAGACGAGAUAUAUAUUUGAGCUUGAGAGAAAAGUACAGACUUUGCAGACAGAAGCUACAACUCUCUCAGCCCAGUUGACUCUCUUACAGAGAGACACGAAUGGUUUGACUGUUGAAAACAAUGAGCUGAAACUGCGGUUGCAAACAAUGGAGCAGCAAGUUCACUUGCAGGAUGAACUAAACGAAGCACUUAAGGAGGAGAUCCAGCAUCUGAAGGUGUUGACUGGCCAAGCUGCCUCAAACGGUGCAUCAUCAGCGAUGAACUUUGGGUCGUUUGGACAACAACAACAACAACAACAACAGUUCUAUUCCAACAAUCAGUCAAUGCAGACAAUCUUAGCCGCACAACAGCUCCAGCAGCUGCAGCUUCAUUCACAGAAACAGCAGCAACACCAACAACAGCAGCAACAGAGCAGUUUCAGUUUCAACAGCAACAGAUACAACAGCUUAUGCAACACCGUCUUCGACAGCAGGAACAACAAAAUGGGAAGCAGAAGCCAUUUAACGGCCAGAAUGAGAGCUGAUGAGCACGAAUACAAAUACUAUGUAAUGAUGAGAGGGUACUGGCGUUGUGUACUAACCAGAAGCCUUUUCGUACAUCACUGUUCAAUACAUUUGAAUAGCCCAAAGAAACAUUAUGAGUUGUUUAGAUUUUGUUAUUGAGACUCUGUCUCCUGUCUUAGUACACAUUCAAAUGCUAAUUUGUUGUUAUAAAUCAUCAUAAAAUAUAACCGUUAUUGCCAACACCAUGCUUGAUAUUUAUUUAUAUAUUUUUUUGAUGUUUA